AUGUCUUUAGCACUAGGAAUUUUUCUUCUUUUCUUUAGAGCUUUGUUUUAUUUAUUAUUUAUUAUUUCUUUUCAGUCGCGAAGCCUUUACAGAAACGCGGCCAUAGGAGCAAGGAAGAGACGAAUGGGCAGAUAAAUGGAAGGACGGGCAGAUAGAUAAUCUCUCAGAAGCACAAAGCCAGGUGCUCACGGGGGCAGACUUCGCAGGGCUGCCCUCCUCCGCCUCCAAAACAAACGGUGGAAUCGACGGGGUGCCCGGACCCCAGAACCGAGCGGUGCCAGCUGCCGAGGGGGCUGCGCCACCGCACGGGUCCCCCCUCCCGCCCCAGGCCAGGUGCUUCCCCCGCAGCCAGAGCCCACCGCCUCCCUUCCCAACUUGGAGGAAGUUCCUCCUCUGUCCCGCGUCCCCCUCUCCCUGCCAGCCUCUCUCCGAGCACAUUUUUAUGGUAAUAAGACAACAAAUUAAUCUGCUGUUGCAACAAGACUUCCCUACAGGUAGCCAGUUUGCGGAAGGGGGGCAAGGGGAAGCAGAUUCAAAGUCCAGGCGCGUCCCCCCCGCAGGACCCCCCCAGCCCCCUUCCUCCCCGGCUGCACAGCCCUGCUGCACUGGGGCAGAUCUCGAAAGUCAGCGGGGGAAAGCAAGACACCCAAGCGGGGAGGAGAGAAGCGAAGAAAAGGCCGCAGCGGAUCUCCUGGUUUGCAGCCGUCCCGGGGAGACGGGCCAUUAGGCAGAGGAGCCAUGGCUCAGAGCUCAGGGAGAGCAGUCUUGAAGUUGAGUUUUAGAGGCGACACGGCGGCUUCAGCCGAUUUCUUCCCCUUCCUUUGCCUCCCCAUGGAUAUGCACUGCAAGGCAGACCCCUUCUCAGCAAUGCACCCAGGGCACGGGGGUGUGAACCAGCUCGGGGGGGUGUUUGUGAACGGCAGGCCCCUACCUGACGUGGUGAGACAAAGGAUAGUCGAGCUGGCUCACCAGGGGGUGCGACCCUGUGACAUUUCCAGGCAGCUGCGGGUCAGCCACGGUUGUGUCAGCAAGAUCCUGGGCAGGUAUUACGAGACGGGGAGCAUCAAGCCCGGCGUGAUCGGUGGCUCCAAACCCAAAGUGGCGACCCCCAAAGUAGUGGAUAAAAUCGCCGAGUACAAGAGACAGAACCCGACGAUGUUCGCCUGGGAGAUCCGGGACAGGCUACUGGCCGAGGGCAUCUGCGACAACGACACGGUCCCCAGCGUCUCCUCCAUAAACAGGAUCAUCAGAACCAAAGUUCAGCAACCUUUUCACCCAACACCAGACGGGAGCGGAACAGGUGUGACUGCACCGGGACAUACUAUCGUGCCCAGCACAGCAUCCCCUCCCGUCUCCAGUGCCUCCAAUGAUCCAGUGGGCUCUUACUCCAUUAACGGGAUCCUGGGGAUUCCUCGGUCGAAUGGCGAGAAGAGGAAACGUGAUGAAGAUGUAUCCGAGGGCUCAGUUCCCAAUGGAGAUUCCCAGAGCAGCGUGGACAGUUUGCGGAAGCACCUUCGUGGCGACACUUUCACCCAGCAGCAGCUGGAAGCUUUAGAUCGAGUUUUUGAGCGUCCUUCUUAUCCUGACGUCUUUCAAACAUCAGAGCACAUCAAAUCUGAGCAGGGUAAUGAGUACUCCCUCCCAGCUCUGACCCCUGGUCUCGAUGAAGUCAAAUCAAGUCUAUCCAGCUCUGCUAACCCAGACCUGGGGACAAAUGUGUCAGGACCCCAGACGUACCCUGUGGUGACCGGUCGUGAUAUGGCAAGCACCACUUUGCCUGGCUACCCACCCCAUGUUCCCCCAACUGGACAAGGCAGCUACCCAACCUCAACUCUUGCAGGAAUGGUUCCUGGGAGCGAAUUCUCAGGGAACCCCUACAGCCACCCUCAGUACACAACCUACAACGAGGCCUGGCGGUUCAGCAACCCUGCAUUACUAAGUUCCCCUUAUUAUUAUAGUGCCACAUCCCGGGGCUCCGCACUCCCACUGCUGCCGCUGCCUAUGACCGCCACUAGUUACCAUGGAAACCACAUGAAACUGCAGGGUGACAGCUUAGGCCUCCACAUUGUACCUGUCUGAUCACCUCCCUUCAUCCCUGGGAAGGGUGAAGAGACCUUCUUUGUUGCUCCUCACAGUCCAGUUCUGUCCUCUUUGACACGAAGGCAUCGGACCAAGCGCUCACCACACAAGACUGAGACCCCUGCCGUUCCCAUGCCCUCCACCCUGACCGCUCCCCCUUGCUGGGAAGAGCCUACGGCCAAGUGGCAUCUCCUGUGGGAGCCCUCCACUGCGCCUGGGCAGCUCAGCCAUGCAGUCUCCUUGGCUUCCAGGAUUUGAGGGAACUGGGAAGCAAUGCAGCUGGCAACCAUUGCCUUACCGGACCUCCUUCUUCUGGGAGCAGUAAGGGCCGGGAAAGCAGGGGAGAAUACCGCUCAUGAAACACUGUUCCCCAAAGAUAUGUUCUGCUGUGGUGGACUCCUCAAUAUGUAUAACCUGUGAUGCUCACCCUGUUUCCCAGGACAGAGGGAACAGUCUGGCUAGAGCAGAGAUGGCAGUACAGAGACCUGGACCAUCUAGCAAUGAAGAAAAGGACCAAGUUAACUAUCUGCAUCUCGUGAGGGGUUCUCUGUGCACCUCAUCCCUGCUCUCCAGCGUGGCUUCCCCCAUAGUUGGCUGCACCUCAUGCAUGGUGACUUUGCAGGCCAGAGUCGGGAGGAACUUCACACAUACACCCACAAUUUCUGUGACACACAAUCAGCUCAGACAGAGGAUGGAGCAACAUCUACAAACCAACCAACGAAAUGAAGAAAUAUAUAAAUAGAUAUAUAAAUAUAACUGUGUUUUUAUGCUUUGUCAUGAAGGUCUGUAAAAAGGAAAAAAAAAAAAAGAACAAAACCCCAAUUUUCUAAAAAACCCAAGCAAACAAAAACAACAAAAAAACCAAAAUAAUAAUUAAAAAAACCCUACAAAAAUAAAACUCCAAGUCCCAUCCGUCCAGCCACUUGAAUGGCAGACGAGUUCCUCUGACGUUUGAUGCUCCUCUUUCACUCUAGGGUUUUGUUUCUUUUCUGUUUUGCACUACAAUGGGAUGGUGGUAUUGGAGAGGAUUGGAUACCAGCUCCACCCUGGUUGCCUCCUCCUCCUUCCCCUUUCCCAAACCCUGUCUCUGGGGAGCAGUGUGGACAAGUUACAUCUGACAAAGUUACCAAACACAUCAGUCAACAAAAAAGCACUCUGAGUCAACAAACGUUUUCCAUGCCACUGGUUGGCAAACAAAGAAAACAAGCCCAGCUGCGCUCUAACUGCGCUGUGUGGCAGGAAGGAGAGUGUGGGCCUUCACACAGGCCCAUCUGAUUGCCCUCUGGACAGAUGAGACUGAGAUGGACAAAUUCAGGAUUGGCUGGGAUUAUUGCUUGGUUCCCUAGCCCUUAGCCACCUACUGCUCCUUCUACCUUAACCCCUGUACUCGUCAUGACUUCAGUUCACUCACAUCCCAACUUCUACAAUUUUAGAUAUGCCCAAUGCCCAUUCUCCAGAUCCCCACAGUGGAUGACAACAGUCUCAUUAUCUGUGCCCAGCACCUAAUCUCCUAACCACUACAGCCUUGCUAUACGAGCCCACUUCAAUUCCCAGUCCAUCUGCUCAUACACCUACUAAUUUAUAGGCCUCCAUCCUCCAUUCAAAUCCAUGUGCCUGCAUCCUACCAGCCACUCCCAACAUACAGUCCCAUCUCUUCAUCUUCCUGUAUUGUGCACCCUAAUAUUUACCCCUUAUCCCAAAUGCUCACCUGAUGAUUCUCUAGGGAUUCUCUGCUCCUUUUUGGUUCCCAAGUGACUGGCAAACACUGUUCUGCGAAAGGCUGUCAAUAGAAAUGCUUAUCACUCCUGUAUUGUCAGCAAACUCAUAAACUGUUCCUUGCACUGACACUUCCCAAAAAAUACUCAAAGAAAACAUGAAGGCAGCUAUAGCCUGUCCCCAAGGCAUCAAGUCUGCCGAAGUGGAUCCUUGUUGUUUAAGUGAGGUUUCAGAUAAAACUCAUGGGCUACUGUCCAUGGACAAAGACAGGAUUGAGAAUCAAACCCCGAAAGGGCAUAAAAGUGAACAGCGGAGCAAUCUGUACAGCCAACAUUAUGUAUAAAAUCCAAAGUUCUCAGCCUCGAAGGAGAUGUGGUUGUGGACUCAGUAUUCUGUCUCCAAGUUUAACUUGUAUGUAUGAAAUCCAUCAUCAGUAAUCAGCUGUGUUGAUCCCAAAGGCCCCUUUCACCUAACACUUUUAGCCCUUGCAUGGGUCUGUGAUUAUAGGUCUGUGUCUUCUUUAACAGGAUGCCCAAAUGAUAAGGGUAUUUGGGGGGGGUGGGGGGGAUGUUUACAUAGAAGAUAUAGAGCUAAAAUCUGUUCCUGUACAGAAUAAAAUCAAAGAGGUUACUCCUGAUCUAUUAAAAGUGUUGUUCCACACGUUUUACCUCUGAGUAACCUGAUGCAAACAGAGUCAUUACACCAUCACCAAGACCAGAAUUUGGCCCAUUAUCUCAUCUUAUUCUAUACAAGAAUAAAAUCCUAAGUAAUUUCUAAAAAAGUACUUUCACCACUCCUGUUUUCCUCCACAGACACCAGAUAGAUGAUGGAGUCUCCAUUUCAGCCUCUCAGUACAGCCCUUGCUCUACUUGUGUGCCACCUGGUUUCAGUCAGCAGGUGGUUGGGGCAGAGGCAGUAAAUCCCUGGACCAGCAAGGAGAACCUCCUGGGGAGGCUAGAGAAAAGGAGACUGUCAUGCCUUACAUGGGAACCUGCAGCCCAGGGGCCAUCUCAAAAGAAGCUAGCAGCUCAGAAAUGCUUAUUUUUGUAAUGGUGUUUUGCUAAACUUGAGACACAAGCUAGGGUAUGAAAACAGGAUUUGGUUGGCUCACUCAUGGCUGGCUUGAUUUGACACUCGGAGGGCCAAAUCCAUUGUUGGUGUAACUCCAGUGCUAAAAGAGGAUUUCCACCAGGCAUUGGAUUGGUCUGGAAACUUCAUAAGUAUGGCAUGUAGUUUGACCAGGAAAAUUAAAAGGAAAGCAGAAUUAUGCAAAGGACUGGGCAGUCUAAUCCUCUUCCACCACCAUCUGUAGAAUCCCAUGCGAAUGUACUGAAUUACAUUUGCCAAAGAGUUUCUUGUGUUGGUUGUUUUGAUUUACAGUCGGUGGAUGCAUUGUAAAGCAGUAUUAUAGCUAAAGUCUAGUAGCUGACACAGGGAUUUAUGUGGUGAUAUUAUGCAGAAGAAAACCAUCAAUAUUCAUAUAGAUUCCAUUAGACUGGACUAUGCAGGAAACGCAAGAAUUCUACCAAUUAUUUAAUAUUAUGUUAUUUGCAAAAACAAUUGCUGCUUUGUAGGAAGAUAAUGUGUGUAAUGUGAAGGCAAUUCCUCUUGUAUAUAAGUUCAUUUCCAUCUUCAUCAUGGUAGUUAUUAAAACAGCCUCGUCUCAUCCUGUAGAUAAGGAACACACUGUCUGUACUGUGCAAGUCUCGUUGUGCUCACUGAAAACAAAACAAUGUGUUCAAUAAAGCACAGCACAAAUCUGGAACCUAAGGGAACAGCCAAACCUUGGAAGGACCCCUUCUCCAACAAGCCAACAGUUGCAGUUGCUUUGUUAUAGAUGGAUAUUUUUUUUCCCAAUUUUUGUUUCAAAAGUUUUACAGGGAAAAUGAAGAAGAAUUGGGGGAAGAAACCACUAUGCAAAAUCCAGUGAAGUCUACCACUCGCAUCUCUCUCCUCCACUCUACUGUCUCUUCCCUUUCUCCAGUUUCUUUCUCACACCCUUUCCCUUCCAUUUCUAUCUCUCUCUUUUGUUAUUCUUCAUCCUCAAUCCAUUUUUCUAUCCAGAGAGGCAACAGCAAUGAUGAUAAGAGAACAGGUGUCUGGGAACUCAAACUCCCCAAUUCUCCUUGUUGCUCUAGAGAACAUUUGUCAAGUCCAAUUUCCCCACUAUGCCUCAAUUCCAAUCUUCUGUAAAAUGGGGAUAACAAUAGUUCCCAAUUCAUAGGCGGAUUACGCAGUUAAAUUAAUUAGCACUGGCUCAGUGCUUUGAGGUCCUGGAAAGAAAAUUCUAUCAAAGUGUUAAGUAUUCUUCUGAAUAAUAAUUAAUGUUUCCAUUACAUUUCUUUCUUUUCCUUUUUCUCACAAAUCAUUCUUUGUUUGAUUAUUCUUCUUCCAUAGCUCUCCCUUCACUUCUUUCUUCUUCUACCAUUCUUAGCUCUGCUGCUACUAUUGCUUUAUCUACCAGACCUAGAAGAAAUGUGAGACUGGAUCUCCUUCUGUCAUCAUUUCUUCACAGGGGAGGAAUCUCAUGAGUUCUCAAAUGCCAUACUUGUUGGAAGCAACAGUGACCAUGGCAUUUAAAACUGGGCAGCGCUUUCAAGGUCUGUUCUCUAAAGCUCCCAUCUCGCUUUGGCCCAAUGAGAUAUGGAGCAAGAAGGAAGGAGGUUUGCACAGGGUGGUUACAGUAAAGCUGAAACCCUUGUGACUUGUAAAUCUGUUGGGGAGUGUUGGUGGCAAUGAGCCCUGCUGUGGAAAUAGAGAGAAGUCUGCAUGCUUUCUGACCCAUCGGUAGCAAUGAUUCAGCUUCAGAGUAUGACUUCAGAAUUAAUCACAAACUGAAUGUGAGGAUGUUAAAGAACAAAAGGAAAACAAAAAAACCCUGCACCUCUUUCUCCUUGAGUAUAUAAUUAUAUAUGCACAUAAACAUUUCCCUAAAGGAAUUUUUGGUUUUGAAACUGAACUGUUGGAGAAAAACCCCAAUCCUCUUGUUCCUAAGGAAAAGCAUUCCUCUGGAAAAAGAAAUAAGAAUCAUAGCUGCCCCCUUUGGCACUCACAGAAUGAUGGUUUCUGAGGGACCUCACAAAUACCACAAUGUGCUCCUUGGCUGGGCCCAGGACAGUGGCAAAAUUGCAAAGCAGGAAGGAGGGACCAAACAGUGACAAUUACAGAACUGAUGAGAAAUCCAACUGUAAGCAGCUCUACGGAUGCUCUCCAGGCUAAGAUAGACAUGAGAGUGGGGAAGGGGCCAGUGCCAGGUGCAGGGUCAUAUCCAUUCUAGGCUGCUGCAGCCACUCUUGGCUUUUCCUCAUUGCUUCAGUUCUGACUUUUUUAUUUUCUCUU
Cuculus canorus (common cuckoo) is the source of this 7134-nucleotide messenger RNA. RefSeq names its product paired box 2 (gene PAX2). The record is from RefSeq and is a predicted model, not a curated record. NCBI's taxonomy places the organism in Eukaryota, Metazoa, Chordata, Aves, Cuculiformes, Cuculidae. Gene Ontology annotation, molecular function: DNA-binding transcription factor activity, RNA polymerase II-specific; RNA polymerase II cis-regulatory region sequence-specific DNA binding. Gene Ontology annotation, biological process: regulation of transcription by RNA polymerase II; anatomical structure development.